UGAAAAGUGGCAGGUGUUCGCGUUGUAAUAGGGAAACGUUGGUACUACAUGUAAACAGUGACGUGCAAAAGAUAAAAAGUAAUUUUGGUUCAAUCGAAAAUUGGCGUGCUGUAACAUUUUGAGAUGUUAUCUGUUGUUUUGUGAGCACGCUGGGAAGAAUCCUGUUCCAAUGUUUGCCGAGUGAAUAAUGCGUUUUAAAAGUGCAAUGCACUCUACGGCAAGCAAAUGACUUCGAAAUUUUGUGCGUGUCAGUCACCAUCGCAUCGACGUAAAAUCGCUGACGAUACAUUUUCCUUGGAUGAGGAUAAAGAUCCCGAAGAACUUCAACCUCUGCCCAAUGGGUUCUCUCACGAACAUGAAAGCGAGAACGAGAAUGACAGUGUACCAUGUUUAUCCGGUGACGAGGCCGAGACUACGCUUGAGGGUGAUCGUCGAAGAAGAAUAAAACGCGUUUGGGAUUACUAUCUGCGGCAUAAUACUCUUCAUGGCUUGCACUACGUUUUCGACACGAAGUCAAUUUGGCGCAAAGUUAUCUGGAUUGCGAUACUGUUGAGCGCUGGUGGAGCGUUUAUCAACGAGGUAAAAGCCAGUAUAACUCAGUAUUUCGAGUAUCCGUUUAGUACACUCGCCACUGUUGACUACCCCAAUAAGAUGGUGCUUCCGGCAAUUUCGAUCUGCGAUCUGAGAGACAUCAGAAAAACUGUACUAGCCAGGUCAACAUUUCAGGGGGAAACGAGCGCGAAAGGGAACUCAACCGAACAUAAUCCGGAACGUGUUAUGGGUGAUGUUCUGGAAGAUGCUUUCUCGAUCUUAGACGACAUUUUAAUUUCUUGCGUUUUGAAGCGAGGAGUUAACGAAAGUAAAGACGUCCCUUGUGAUCGCGAAGACUUUACCUUGUUUCUGUCUUCGGAUGGACACACAUGUUACACACUAAAUUAUGGGGGAGGGAAUAAGACAUUUUUGGAAACAGAUAAUGUUGGGCUGAAGUACGGUUUACAUCUGGUUUUGAACACGAAGCCUCUGGAGGAGGGAAAAACUUAUGGCGGAAGCGGAGUCAAAGUUAUUCUUCACCAGCAAGGAGAACUUCCUCUAAAGCGAGUGGGAUUUCAUGUUCCUCCUGGUUACGUGACGUUUGUGGAUAUGAAAAUGGAAAAGCUUACAAAUCUUCGUGAUCCUUUUAGCACAAACUGUGGUGGAAAAACGUUGGACUAUUUCCCCGCUUAUUCCAGAAAUAAAUGUUUUCUGGAAGGAUUGACAAAACACGUCUCCAACAAGUGUGGCUGUAGAGGUUGGUUCAUGCCAGAAACGAAGAAUAAUUUUACUCUGUGUUCAUUGAACAAGACCAUAGAUUGUAUGUGGCCAGCUUGGGAGGAAUACGAAUCCAAGAUGAACAGCCCAGUUGAUUGUCCAGUAGACUGCGAAAAGGUGUCAUAUGAAGCGCAGUUGUCUCAAACUCUUUACCUGCCACAGAAACUUGUUCCGGUAAAGCGAAAAUACGAGAAACUCACACAAGGCAGAAACUUACCUAAUGACACGGACGAAGUUAUCAAAUUUAUGUUAGACUACUACGUGGUGUUAAAGUUCUUCUAUAGCGAACUUAGAAUUGAUGUUUUUGAGCAAACCCCUUCUUAUGGCUUUUUUAAGUUAGUAGGUGACGCUGGUGGCCAGCUUGGACUCGUGCUUGGUGCAAGUUUCAUCACCUUGCUGGAGGUCGUUGAUCUGUUUGUCAUGGUCGUUGUUAGUUGGUUACGGUCAAAGUAUCGCGAUAAAAGCACGAACGUGUGAUCAGUCUCUUCUAUUUAUCAGCCACUGUGUAGAUAUUUUCUGUUUCAAUCUACAAAUCGGCUGGCGGUAAAGGAUUCUGUGGAGAUAUCUCUGUGGAGAGAUGGAGGCAAUUGGAGCAUGUUAGGAAUGGUGCAUCAAGAGCACGCCGCAGAUUUCCUGUUUAGAUCCGUUGAGGUCUGCACAAACGCAAGCGUAAAGUGCAAGGAGUUGGCGGAUGGGAGAGGAAAAAAUGGUUACUUUAUUUUUGGAAUUGGAUAGGGUAGAGGUGGCCUUAAAAUUAUUUUGAUCGAGGUAUUGUGGCAUAUGGAUCAUAUAUAAUAUCAAGUGAAUGCCACUAAUGACACCAAAAGCUGUCCCGUUGCUUAAACAUUUUGAAAAAAAUAACUCGCAUUAGAGAUAAAUUAAGUGUCCCUCCAGAAAUAUUUCUUGAGGUAAAAAAUUAGUGGGAAACUUUGUUAAGGAACCAAGACUGGCUUCUUCUGGUGUAACACGUCGACAUGCCAUGUCAAUAUACAACUGCCAGAACCAGUGAACUCAAAGUAAACGACAGACGGAGGAAAAAAUUGCUAAAUGUUGGCAUUUAAUAAUUAUGUAUGAUAAACGCAAGAGUUUUGAUCGGGUUUUUAACUGUUCUGGUCCUACGGGACUUCAUUUCGCCGUUCAUUUUUUCAUCAGGGUAUUUUGUUUCUAAGGUUUUGGUUCUCUUCUGCAAGACAUUCACUUAAGAACUGAAGAGUUCAGCCUCAAGCCAGACCAUUCUAAAUAUCGCUCGGGAAUACCGUCAAAAUGUUUUAGUUGACAUCAAUUAUUGUUUCUUAACAAGCUGGUUGAGUCGACCACGAAAAAAUUAACAUACUAGAAGAAACAGUUGAAGACUUACAUUUUAAAAGUAAAAUGCAAUGUAAGUAACUGUAGAAUAGGGGUAAAUAAGGUCCUAAAUAUUCCUAAAAAUUUCUAGAAAUGGAGGAAACUUGUUCAAAGAUAACUGUUAUUGUAGCGCUGUAAGAUUCGCGAGCCUAACAAUAUGAAGUAGAACCUACUGUUGCGGUGGUUUUUUAAAUGUUAUGAUAAGGUGGACUGUCUAAAAGAAAUACCUGCAGCAGACAAAAUAUUGUGAUUAACUGAUAAAAUUGAAUAAAAUACUCUUU
This is a messenger RNA of Stylophora pistillata, 2933 nucleotides long. Its product is annotated as acid-sensing ion channel 2. Gene Ontology annotation, biological process: sodium ion transmembrane transport. Gene Ontology annotation, molecular function: ligand-gated sodium channel activity. NCBI's taxonomy places the organism in Eukaryota, Metazoa, Cnidaria, Anthozoa, Scleractinia, Pocilloporidae. The record is from RefSeq and is a predicted model, not a curated record. Gene Ontology annotation, cellular component: plasma membrane.